Moesziomyces aphidis is the source of this 2730-nucleotide messenger RNA. The record is from the annotation of a GenBank genome assembly. NCBI's taxonomy places the organism in Eukaryota, Fungi, Basidiomycota, Ustilaginomycetes, Ustilaginales, Ustilaginaceae.
AUGGUGGGCGCUGCUGGUCUUCCCGGGCAGUGGGCCGUGAUCCAACUGUGGGAGAGCGGAGAGACAGAGCCCACAACGACGUGGAAGCUCCGCAGACGCGCCUACCCAACCGCACACCUCGCCGCCAACAGCAUCAGCUACGCCGGCGCCUACGAUGCAGGUGCCACCCCCAACGCCGGCUACCAAGGCGCUCACGAUGCCCAGCCCCAGCUCUUCACCCCGGGCGCUCCCGAGCCCGUCCCAGCCCCGUACGGUGCAGCUCAGCCUGCACCCGGUGCGCCCGGUAUGGCAUCGGCGCCCGGCGUGCCUGCUCCCGGCGUCGCUCCAGGCUACCCCGGCAACAACGUUCAGGGCCUCACCAACCAGUUCCAGGGCAUGGGCAUGGGCGGUGGUGCUGCGGCUGGCAUGGGUCAAAAGUUCAGCACGCUCCAGACCGUCAACAUCAGCGGCGUACAGCCCAACGUCAACGACCUUGAGCGUCCGCCCCCCGAGAUCCGCCUCCCGCCCAACGCCUGCGUCUCGGCCAAUCCCAAGGCCAACGCAGACCCCUCCUACCAGCGAUGCACGCUCAACGCCAUCCCCACCACUUCCUCGCUCCUCCAAAAAUCAAAGAUCCCCCUCGGCCUCGUCCUCUCUCCCUACCGCUCCGUGCGCGAGCAGGACGGCGACGAACCCGUGCCCGUCGUCACCGACACCGUCAUCGCCCGAUGCCGUCGCUGCCGCACCUACAUCAACCCGUACGUCACGUUCAUCGAGAACGGCAACCGCUGGAAGUGCUGCAUGUGCAACAUCUCCAACGAAGUGCCGCAGCUCUUUGACUGGAACUCCGAGACCAACCAGCCCGCCGACCGAUGGCAGCGCCCCGAGCUCAACCACUCGGUGGUCGAGUUCAUCGCGCCGCGCGAGUACAUGGUGCGCCCGCCGCAGCCGCCCGUGUACACGUUCCUGAUCGACGUCAGCUACCACGCCAUCAACUCGGGCAUGGUCGCCACCGCCGCACGCACCAUCCUCGAGACGCUCGACCGUCUGCCCAACUCGGACAACCGCGCCAAGAUCUGCAUCAUCGGCGUCGACACCAGCCUGCACUUUUUCAGCAUCACGCCCGAGUCCACCGAGCCCGAGAUGCUCGUGGUGAGCGACCUCGACGACGUCUUCCUGCCCAAGCCCAACGACCUGCUCGUCAACCUCACCGAGUGCCGCGCCGGCGUCGACGCGCUGCUCCAGCGCCUCGGCGACAUGUACAAGGACUCGCUCGUCACCGGAUCCGCGCUCGGCGCCGCGCUCCAGGCCGCCUACAAGCUCAUCUCGCCCAUCGGCGGCAAGAUCAUGGUGCUCACCGCCUCGCUCCCCAGCGUCGGGCCCGGCGCGCUCAAGAACCGCGAGGAUCCCAAGCUGCUCGGCACCGCCAAGGAGUCCACGCUGCUGGCUGCCGCCUCGUCGUUCUACAAGACCUUCCCCAUCGACUGCUCGCGCUCGCAGGUGUCGGUGGACAUGUUCCUCUUCGCCUCGUCGUACACCGACGUGGCGACGCUCUCGUGCCUCCCGCGCUACACCGGCGGCCAGACGUUCUUCUACCCGGCCUUCCACGCCGGCCGCACCGAGGAUGCCGUCAAGCUGUCGCACGAGCUCUCCGAGGUGCUCGCCAGCCCCAUCAGCUACGAGGCGGUGCUGCGUCUGCGUGCCACCAAGGGCAUCCGCGCCACGGCGUUCCACGGCAACUUUUUCGUGCGCUCCACCGAUCUGCUUGCGCUGCCGGCGGUGCCGCUCGACCAGAGCUAUGCGAUCGAGUGCGAGAUCGAGGAGACCAUCAAUGCGCCCUUUGUCGUCUUCCAGUCCGUGGUGCUGCACAGUACCAGCUCGGGCGAGCGUCGCAUCCGCGUAGUCAACCUCGCGCUGCCGACGACGACGAGCAUGUCCGAGGUGUAUGCCAACGCGGAUCAGGUGGCGAUUGCUACGCUGCUGGCCGACAAGGCGGUGGAGAGGAGCAUCCACUCGAGGCUCGAAGACGCGCGCGACGCGCUGUUCAACAAGCUCGUCGAGAUCUUUUCGACGUACAAGUCGACCAUGACGUCGGCGGGUAGUGGCGCGAGUCCGCAGCUGAGCAUUGCGCAGAAUAUGGCGCAGUUGCCGCUGCUUGUGCUGGCUCUGCUCAAGCAUGUGGGUAUUCGACAGUCGGCGUCGAUCCCGUCGGACCUGCGUGCGUAUGCGCAGGCGCUGCUCACCACGCUGCCCGCGCAGCAACUCAUCCCCUACCUGCAUCCGAGCUUCUACUGCCUGCACAACAUGGCUCCCGAUGCCGGCACCACCGUGGCCGAAAAGGGCUUCGUCAUGCCGGCCAAGCUCAACCUCACGUCGGAGCGGUUCGAACGCCACGGUCUGUACCUCAUCGAAGAUGGUCAGAACAUCUUCCUUUGGGUGGGCAGGGAGGCGGUUCCGCAGCUGUGCAUGGACGUGUUUGAUGCGCAGAACUACGGUGCGCUGCGCGGCGGCAAGACGACGCUGCCCAAGCUGGACAACAGCAUGAACGCGCGCGUCAAUGCGAUUGUGGCGCGCAUCCGCGAGAGCAGGCGCGGUCCGUACCGACCGCAUCUGUACGUCGUCAAGGAGGACGGCGAGCCGAGCCUGAGGCUGUGGGCACUCAGCCUGCUCAUCGAGGACCGCUUCGAACAGACGCCGAGCUACAUGCAGUUCAUCGGCCAGCUGCGCGACAAGGUCAACGGCGGCUCGUAG